Molecule: messenger RNA, 502 nt
Organism: Drosophila navojoa
Lineage: Eukaryota; Metazoa; Arthropoda; Insecta; Diptera; Drosophilidae
Source: RefSeq, a predicted model, not a curated record
AUACAAGAAAAGAAAAUAUAAGAAUAACAAAUUGAAAUAUGGAUUACGGUCAAGGAAACGGCGGUGGCCCAUACCAGUCGAUGGAGGGCUACGGAAUGUCAGCCCCUGACGGACAGGCCCCGGAAAUGGGCCAAGAUUAUAUGCAGUCACGUGGUGGUUAUGGCGGCGGGAUGCAGUCCUAUGACGACGGCAGGAACUGCCAAGGCGGCUCCGCUUCCUUUGGCGGUCCUGGUUACCGCAGCCCACUUCGUUAUUCAAAGGUCUUGAGAGAGAUGAAUUCCCGCAAUGGACUCUACUCGCCAACGGAUCAGCGUUCGGGCCGUGGCAAUGGCGACUACUACAACUCGCUCCCCGGCAUAGGCGGUCCCGAGGGUCAGAUGUAUGGCCAGCCCCGCCAGGGCGGCAAUCCGUAUUACUAGUCCCUAGUGUGGAUUCGACUCAACAAUUGUUACCUUUGACUUGCUUUUUUAUAAUAAACAAAUAAAAUGCUCAGAUGUCAAUA